Molecule: messenger RNA, 3270 nt
Organism: Clarias gariepinus (North African catfish)
Lineage: Eukaryota; Metazoa; Chordata; Actinopteri; Siluriformes; Clariidae
Gene: zbtb41
Product: zinc finger and BTB domain containing 41
Exons: 11
Coding region: 165-2762 (865 amino acids)
Molecular function (GO): protein binding
Source: RefSeq, a predicted model, not a curated record
UAUUGUGUGCCGGGGAAGGUGCAGCGCCCGUCUGUUUUUUUAUUUUGCCCGCUCACUGUUUUCUGGCAGAAAACACUUUUAAUUCAGUAUUUCCGGAGGUAUAAAUACCACGUGGAGGUGUUUACUAAAGCUGCAAUGCUGAGCUCUUCUGUUACAUCCUAAAGAUGAAGAAGAAAGUGAAGCACAACGUAGCAAAGAAAACGCUGGGCGUAGAAGGAGAUGCUUCAGCGCCUGGCAUGGACCAAAGUGAGGUUUCGCCCGAGUCCACACAGGAAAAGCGUCGUCUUCGAAUUUUGCAAAGCGACAGCUACUUUCUUGAGUUCUUAAACAAGGACCGAAGUGCAGUGCCUUCGUUUUGCGACAUAGCCAUCAGUGUUGGUGGGAAAAUGUUCCCAGCGCACAAGGUGGUGUUAGCGUUCAGGAGUAGCUACUUCCACAGUAAACUGAGCCAAAACCCUCAGCUGGACAACAUGACCCUCGAUAACGUUGAUAAUUCCACGUUUGAACACUUGCUCGAGUUUUUGUACACCUCAGAAAUGGAGGUGCAGCAGAGCCAGAUCCCGUCUUUAGCCGAGGCCGCAUGCUUAUUUGACAUGAUGGAGGCGGUAAAUCUUCUAGCAGGUGAAGCACCACCAAACCGAGCCCCAGAACAAGGCGAGAAGGAGGAGGGGGAACCUGCAGUGAAAGAACCUCCUUGUACUUCUUCUUCUUUUUCUUUUACUUCUUCAGCAGAGCUUAAGAAGCCUCAAACACCUCUAGAGACCCAGUGUUUGCUUUGCAGCCGGACGUUUUGCUAUAAAAAGUCGUUGGAGAACCACAUGGCCAAGAUGCACAGCCAAGCCGAGGUCACUGAAACUGCUGCUUCCUCGAGCGGCAAACGCACGUCAAUGCGUCAGAGGAGAAGGCUGAGCAAGUCUGAAAGUCUGGAGAACAAGACUUGCAUCGGAAAGGAGAACACAAAGCAAAUCGAGGACGAAGGAGCCAUCUCUGUCGAAGAGGAUAAUCAAGAUGACGAUGACGAUGAUGAUGAUGAUGACAAUAAUGACGUUGCUGAUGAUGAAGAGAACCUGCAAGAACAAAGCAAAGAAAGUGAAGGAAAAGAAAGAGAAUCUGCUCUGGAAGCGGAGUCAAGUGUGAGGAUGGAGUUGGAGGUCGAGUCAAGCUCUAGUCAUGUGAGCAAGGACCAUGAUGCAUCAGUGGCUCAGAGCACCGGUGGUCAUGUUUACCCAGAGGGCCUCGCUCCUGUGAUCAUUCAAAGUGGCAACAAAAAGACGCUCAAAUGUCCAAAAUGUAACAAGACUUUUGACCGUACAGGAAAAUACGAGAGUCACACGCGGGUGCACACGAGGGAAAAGCCGUUUCAGUGCGACGUCUGCCUGCAAUGCUACUCCACCAAAUCCAACCUCACCGUGCACAAGAAGAAACACGCCGCCGACGCCCCGGUGCAGAGAAAAGACCACAAGUGUCCGUUCUGCAACAAGCCCUACGCCAGCAGAAAGACGCUGAGCAAACACGUCAAGCGGUUCCAUCCCGAUCACAUGGAGGAGUUUCAGAGUAUGAGGAAGAGGAAGAGCGAAGGCUGGAAGUGUGACACCUGCGACAAGUCGUUCACGCGGCGCCCCCACCUGGAGGAGCACAUGAUCUUGCACUCUCAGCACCGGCCGUUUAAAUGCGCCUACUGCGACGACUACUUCAAGUCCCGCUUUGCCCGACUCAAACACCAAGAAAAGUACCACUUAGGACCCUUCCCAUGUGACAUCUGUGGGCGACAGUUUAACGACACCGGCAACAGAAAGCGGCACAUCGAGUGCACGCACGAAGGGAAGAGGAAGUGGACGUGCAAACUGUGUGGCAAGUCAGUCCGAGAGAGGACGACGUUGCGGGAGCACUUGAGGAUCCACAGCGGGGAGAAACCACACCUGUGCAGCAUCUGCGGGCAAAGUUUCCGUCACGGCAGCUCCUACAGGCUCCAUCUUCGCGUGCAUCAUGACGACAAACGCUACGAGUGCGAAGAAUGUGGAAAAGCUUUCAUUCGGCAUGAUCAUUUAAAGAAACACAAGAAAACACACACCGGCGAGAGAGCCCACCAGUGUGAAGAGUGCGGGAAGUGCUUUAGACGCGCCGAUCACCUGAACGUCCACUACAAGAGUAUUCACUUGGGAGAUAAAGUGUGGAGAAAGUACAAGGCCGUAGUGCACCAGUGUGAGGUGUGCAAGAAAGAGUUUCGAGGAAAAACCAACCUUAUGACGCACUUCAGGACACAUUCAGGAGAGAAGCCUCACCGCUGCUUGAUCUGCAACCAAACCUUCCGCAUCAAGAAAACUCUGACCAAGCACAUGGUCAUCCACUCUGAGGUGCGCCCUUUUAGCUGCCCGCACUGCAGCGCCGCCUUCAAACGCAAGGACAAGCUGAAAUACCACGUGGACCACGUCCACAGCACGCGCGCUCCCAUCCCGUCCUCGUCCCAAGCACCCGAAACGUCCAAACCGGCUGAAGCGUGCAUCCCUGUCGCCCUGGUGCCAGUCCAGAUUCCCGGGGAGGCUGGCGCAGACGAUUUGCAGCAGCAGCAGCAGCAACAGCAGCAGCCGGGAGUGUAUCAGCCGUCCACUGAUCUGGUGUUCCUGGAAAAGUACACACUCACCCCUCAGCCGGCCAACAUCGUGCACCCAGUGCGGUCGGAUCAGAUCCUGGACCCCAGGGAGCCCUCGUACCUCAGCACGCUGCUCGGCCUCGACUCGGCCUCCUCUGAGCAUGCUCAGUAAAGUCUUCCAAACUCUGACUUUUAUUAACAUUAAACUUGCAGUCCAUUUUAACAACUUCUUAUUUUAGCAAGGGUGCUGUCAAGCUUUAAAGACAAACUCUGUGACUAAUAUUAACCAUAUAAAACUUUAUUGCAGGUAGCUGUAUCAUAGCAUAUCAUGUGAAGGUUAUUAAGGCUAAUAGGCCCAAGAACAUUCCAAACGCAAUAGAUGUGCAACAACACAACAUAAUGUGUGUGCGUGCGCUGAUUAAACAGGACUUGUCCUGGUCUGUUCUCCAAUAAGAAAACUUGCAUGUUUAUUUACUGGUGAUGUACUGUGACUAUAUCAUAAAACUUCAUGAUAUUACUGUUUUAUCUUUUUUCUUGAUAUAAUCCUGAACAGUAUGAUUUGGGUUAACGAAAUGGCACUUACUGUAUAUUGUUGGGUCCAAAGGAACGCUCAUUAAGUUCAUGUAUAAAAUUGUGCUGAGGAAGUAGAAAUAAAGAAUUCAACAGCAUUUGAAGCCAAA